Messenger RNA from Nicotiana attenuata, 1875 nucleotides. Its product is annotated as cytochrome P450 87A3-like. Gene Ontology annotation, molecular function: iron ion binding; heme binding; oxidoreductase activity, acting on paired donors, with incorporation or reduction of molecular oxygen. Bases 151 to 1596 code for a protein of 481 amino acids. The transcript is spliced from 9 exons. Lineage: Eukaryota; Viridiplantae; Streptophyta; Magnoliopsida; Solanales; Solanaceae. Gene Ontology annotation, biological process: sterol metabolic process. The record is from RefSeq and is a predicted model, not a curated record.
UUUAAUAACUACAUGGCUUUAACUUGAUAUUAUAAGUCAUUAGCUUUUGGCAGCACAGAAAGUGUAUAUAUACCUGGGCCUUACAAUUGAGUUGGUAAACUUAGUUGAAAUUUGAAUACAUAUAUACUAGUAUAUAUUACACAGGAAGAUAUGUGGCUUAGUUUACUGGCAGUAGCACUAAUAGUUGUAGGAUUCACUCAUUGGGUGUAUAGAUGGAGAAAUCCCAAAUGCAAAGGGUUAUUGCCUCCUGGCUCUAUGGGUCUGCCCAUUAUUGGAGAAUCCAUUGAGUACUUCUCCUCACAUCCUUUGGAAGGAAUCCCACCUUUUAUUCAGGAAAGAACUGCAAGAUAUGGGAAGCUAUUUAAGACUAGUUUAGUUGGGCAUCCAGUGGUUGUAUCUACUGAUCCUGAAGUCAAUUACUAUGUGUUCCAACAAGAAGAAGUGUUGUUCCAGUGUUGGUAUACCAAGAGUGCUAUUGAACUCACUGGAAAAGAUGGAUUUCUUGACAACAAAGGGACUGUUCAUAAGUAUCUUAGGAACUUAGUUCUCAGCCUAGUUGGCCCUGAUAAGCUAAAACAUAACCAUAUAUCCGAAAUUGACCUAAAUAUUCGUAAACACUUGCAUCGAUGGGCUGGCCAGGGCGAGGUUGACGUCAAAGAAGCUUCUGAAAUUAUGCUAAUCACAUUUAUGGCAGAAAAGAUCCUAGGAUGUAAUGAAGAAAAAGCGUUGGAAUUGAGAGAGCAGUACAGAGCUUUCAUGGGUGGCUUUGUCUGUUUUCCAAUUAAUCUCCCUGGUACAGCUUAUCAUGCCUCUUUACAGGGGCGUAAAAAUGCCAUGAGGAUGAUCAAAGAUAUAGUGAAGGAGAGAAAAAAAUCAAAGGAAAAACGAAACAAACAAGAUUUCUUGGAUCACCUCCUUUGUGAAGUAGCCAAAAAAGAAACAAUUCUAACAGAGGAAAAUGCCCUGAAUACUGUCUUUGCAGUCUUGUUUGCUGCUUUUGAAACAACAUCUUCUGCCAUGGCCUUAGGUCUUAAGUUUCUCAAUGAUCAUCCUCAGGUGUUGCCACAACUUAUGGAAGAACACGAGAACAUUGUUAAAAACCGAGAGGACAAAGAGGCCGCGAUUUCAUGGGCAGAAUACAAGUCAAUGACAUUCACACAUAAGGUUGUGAAUGAAAUAGUAAGGCUAGCCAAUAUUGUGCCAGGAAUUUUCAGGAAAGUACUGAAAGAUGUGAAAAUAAAAGGAUUUACAAUUCCAGCAGGUUGGAUAUUGGUAGUAUGUCCACCAUCAGUUCAUCUUGAUUCAAAUAACUAUGAGGAUCCCCAUGUCUUCAAUCCAUGGCGUUGGAUGGAGGAAGAACUACAUAGUGCAUCCAAGAAAUUCAUGGCAUUUGGUGGUGGUCUCAGACUAUGUGCUGGUGCUGAUCUUGCCAAGCUGCAAAUAUCAGUUUUUCUCCAUUACUUAGUCACCAAGUACAGGUGGAGAAUGAAAAAAGAAGGGGACAUUGUGCGGACACCGGGUCUGUACUUCCUGGAGGGAUUACAUGUCCACAUCUCUGAAAGAAAUAAAGAAGAUGAUAAAAACCAGUGCAUUUAAUAUUUAAAUUUAAUGUUAUAAUGGAUGUAAUAUAUGCGUGACAAGUUGAUCGUAUGGGCAACACUUGCUACUCAGAGUUGCUUUGAACUAUCGAAACUAUAAUAUACGGGAUACUAAGUUAUUUGUUUAAUUAGUCGUGGAAUUUAGAACAUUUAAGUUGGGGUUAAAACCUUUUGACAAAUUCCUUGUGGCAAAAUCCAUUCACUUGUUGUUUCACUGAGAAGCUUGAUAUUCUUGUAAGUUCGAAAGUAAUGGAAAAUACAUAGUGAAUUUAUGUGA